AUGGGCCCUUUCUCUUCCUCUAAGGGGAAUCGAUACAUUUUGGUAGCCGUUGACUACGUGUCAAAAUGGGUUGAGGCCAUUGCUACACCAAGCAAUGAUGCCCGUGUGGUAAGUAAAUUCUUCAAGAAAAACAUUUUCAAUAGAUUUGGUAUCCCACGUGUGUUGAUUAGUGACAGGGGAACACACUUCAUGGAGAGCCGAUUCGAAGCAAUGUUGAAGAAAUAUGGAGUGCAGCACAAACUUGGAAUUGGCUAUCACCCCCAAACCAGUGGCCAAGUAGAGGUAUCAAAUCGAGAGAUAAAGUCCAUCCUAGAGAAAACAGUUGCAAGAACGAGAAAGGAUUGGGCUGACAAAAUUGAUGAUGCACUUUGGGCUUACCGAACAGCUUACAAAACUCCAAUAGGUACAACCCCGUACAGACUUGUAUACGGAAAAGCUUGUCACUUACCCGUCGAGCUAGAACAUCGAGCAUUUUGGGCCAUCAAAAGCCUGAACUUUGACGCUAAGGCCGCGGGAGAGAAGAGGCUAUUGCAGUUGAAUGAGCUAGAUGAGCUCCGCCUCGAAGCCUAUGAGAGUUCAAAGCUUUAUAAGGAGAAAACAAAAAGGUGGCACGACAAGGGCCUCAUAAGAAGAGAAUUCAAAGAAGGAGAUCAAGUCCUUCUAUUCAAUUCAAGGUUGAAACUAUUUCCAGGAAACUCAGGUCAAGAUGGUCGGGCCCUUUCACGUUUAUGUCUGUGUUAUGCUGUUUUACAGAGAGUAUCAAGCUAA
This is a messenger RNA of Chenopodium quinoa (quinoa), 768 nucleotides long. RefSeq lists its product as uncharacterized. The record is from RefSeq and is a predicted model, not a curated record. The coding region runs from base 1 to 768 and encodes 255 amino acids. The transcript is spliced from 2 exons. Gene Ontology annotation, molecular function: nucleic acid binding. NCBI's taxonomy places the organism in Eukaryota, Viridiplantae, Streptophyta, Magnoliopsida, Caryophyllales, Amaranthaceae. Gene Ontology annotation, biological process: DNA integration.